UAGACACCCCAGCUAGUCCGGUGGUAGUGUCGGAUUCACCCGGUGUGCCUAAGUCGGUGCACUCGUGCGCUCUAGCGUUCGUUGGUUUCCCUCCUGCUUCAAUAGACGCCCGAGAGCCCUGGUGCGAACUUCACUUUACGUGGACAUAUACUUCAUUUGAAAAAGUAGCGUUUUUCUUUAAAAUUCCUAACCUUAUAUCCACGUAAUUACGUGGAUUUGGUGCGAAUAGAAUAGACACAGCGUAUAGAAAGAUGGGUGAUACCGAUUUGAACGAGCUUCUUCGCAGAGCAGAACAAAUGGCUGCUACUGUUGAAGGCAAUGGAGAGCUUCCCCAGGUUGAGAGGAACCUUCGACAGAUACUUGAUGGUUCCAAUGAAAUAUGGUCACAAAUGACGCAAACUGGCACCCAGGACAAUCAAGUUCAAGCUCAUCUUCUUCUUGGUUCCAAGGGCAUUGAUCUUACACAGAUUGCCCAGAAAUUGAAUUCUCUAAGUACACGACGAACGUUUGAGCCUCUCGAUCCGAUAGCUGACACAGAUAUUGUCAGUUUUCUCAGGAACGAAAAGGAAAAUGCCAUACUUUCCAUCAUAGAGCAAGUUCACAGAGAUACCUUUGAGACCAAUCGUGUUCAGCAGUUGGAACACGUUCUCGGCGAGUGGAAGCAAAUGAAACACGAAAUAAUAAAUUCGAUGACUGCUCCUUCAGGCGAGUUGGUUGAUCUAAGAGGAACACCUCAGCGCACUAAAGUUGCUAGUUCAUUGUUAAGUAGUUUAUCAAAUGUAGAAGGUGCCUAUGCCAAGGAGUUGCAAAAUUAUAAUGAACACGUACUGAAAGGAGUUAUUAGACCAAAUCUCUUUACUUCCUUCAUAAAAGCAGCAGAAGUAUUUAAUGAUAAAAAAAUUUUGGACAUGUGGCAAAUGGUCAAGUGUAUGGUCGACAUACCUACGAUACCAGCUGGAGAUGAAAUAAAAUCAAGAAACACUUUGGCUGUUGAACAGAGAAUAGUAUCUCAAGCUAGAAAGUAUCUUGAGAAUCGUUACAAAGACUUCAUGAAUUCUUUGGUGAGUGAAAAUAUGGCACAAGCCAAAAGAGGUGGUAUUCCAGGUACACUGCCACUGGUUAUAAGCUUUGUUGGCAUCAAAGUUCAAAACAUGAGAGAUUUGGAAGAAGUAAUUAUUGAAGACAGGCCACUGUGGCCUGUAGUAUAUUAUUGUAUGCGAUCUGGUGAUAUGAAAGCUGCACUGCACUGCUUAAAUCAGUGUGGCACUGAAUUUCAAGAAUUCAGAUCGGCUCUUGAAGAAGCAUGUGAAGAUCUCCAACACCGUCCUAGCUCAAAAACAGAAUCAACACUAAAACUACACUACAGAAAACACGUCAGGUCUGCCACCGAUCCUUACAAAAAGGCAGCUUAUUGCAUACUGGUUCCAUGUGAGCCGGAUGACCUUCAUACUGAGGUCAUGUCAGCUGCUGAAGAUUACCUGUGGCUCAAGUUAUGUCAAGUUAGAGAACAGACUGAUUCAGAAAAUAAGCUCACAUUAGAUCAUUUACAAACAACUAUUUUGGAAGUUUAUGGUGAAUCGUAUUAUCGCGCUAACGAACAGCCACUUUUAUACUUUACAAUGCUCUUCUUGACUGGGCAAUUCGAAGCUGCCAUAGAGUUUCUUGCUAGAGGAGCUGGAGCCCGUUACCUAGCUCAUGCAGUUCAUUUGGCAGCUGCUAUGCAUGAGCAUAGUCUGUUAGCCGUUAGUCAAAGUGUUUUAGCACCUCUCAUAAGUGUUGAUCCUGCAGACAAGCCUCCAGCCAAGAGAUUAAAUUUUGCCAGACUAAUAUUAAUGUAUGCUAAAAGAUUCGAGGCAUCCGAUCCAAAGGAGACUCUUCAUUAUUUGUUCCUACUUCGCUGCAUGAAGGAUCCAUAUGACCGAAAUAUGUUUGCUGCAUCAGUGGCUGAAAUGAUUGUAGAAUCUUCAGCAGAAAAUCGAACGUUACUCGUUGGAAAAAUUGACAAAGAUCGACGGCUGCCCGGACUCGUAGAUCAAUUCCAAGUCAAUACAGAUGAUGUGAUUAAUAUAAGUGCAGAAACUUUCUACAAAAAAGGCCUAUUAGAAGAUGCAGUUAUGAUGUAUGAUUUUGCUGGAAAUCACGAGAGAGUUUUAAGCUUGAUAAACAUACUUUUAGCUCAAGUUGUUAGUCAAAAAAUGACACCUGAAUCACUGAGAAGUCGUUUACAAGCUACAGCAACUGAAAUUAGUCUCAGGUAUCAAGGCUUGCCUAUACAAGCACCAGCAGAAUUAGUAGCUGCUUUCUACACUUUAAGAGAUCUUAUGGUGUUUUUUGAUCAGUUCCACAAUGAUCAGUAUCAAAAUGCUUUGAGGAUAAUAGCAGAUUCAAAAUUAUUGCCACUAAAUGUUAAAGAAGUUGAUGAAAGAGUUACGGCUUUUCGGCGUGUGUCACCAGAAGUAACAGGCACUCUAGCUGAUGUUCUUUUAGCUACUAUGACAAUUCUUUACCGGCAGUAUCAAAAAUUAAGGUCCAGCGAACCGGGAGAUGAGAUCGCAAGAGAGCAACAGUUAACAGAUCUGAGAAAUCAAGCACGUGCCCUUACUAGUUUUGCGGGAACCAUUCCUUAUCGAAUGCCAAAUGAUACGAACGCUCGACUUGUUCAAAUGGAAAUUCUGAUGCAUUGAAAACUAAUCAUCGAAAAGUUAUAUUAAAAAUGUUUUUUUCAUUUUUGUAAUAUUUUUGUAUAUUAUUUUUAAUUGCUAUAAAAAUCAA
This is a messenger RNA of Copidosoma floridanum, 2772 nucleotides long. RefSeq names its product nuclear pore complex protein Nup93. Gene Ontology annotation, cellular component: nuclear pore. Gene Ontology annotation, molecular function: structural constituent of nuclear pore. Gene Ontology annotation, biological process: protein import into nucleus; poly(A)+ mRNA export from nucleus. The record is from RefSeq and is a predicted model, not a curated record. NCBI's taxonomy places the organism in Eukaryota, Metazoa, Arthropoda, Insecta, Hymenoptera, Encyrtidae.